AAUGACAGACAAAAAAAUAAUAGUCAAACGUUACCGGUGGCGCCGGUCAACUGUUGAUAAACCUUUUUCUAAACUUCUCUCUCUUGCUUGGUCAUUCAAUUUUGUGGAGGAGCUCUUUACUUCAACUGAAAUUGAUUCAAAAAAGCUCAAUUUUUUAAAUUUCUUUUUGGAGAUUUUUGCUCUUCAAGUUCUUGGUGCUUUUUCAACCUAGAACGGAAAUGGCACAACGUACUCAUGUACCAAAAUUUGGCAAUUGGGAGGGUAGUGACAAUGUUCCUUAUACGGCAUAUUUUGACAAAGCUCGGAAAGGUCGAACUGGCACAAAGAUGAUAAACCCAAAUGACCCUGAAGAAAAUCCUGAUUUAGUUCUUGAUAAUUCAUCGUCUGAACAACCACCUCCUUCCAAAUCCAAACCUAGAGUAGAUUCAGAGGAUCUAUAUGGGAAGGGAUCAGCGCGAGCAACAAUUGAGUUACGUAAGAGUCUCGAAGAUGGUGAUCCUAAGCAAUAUGCUGACUCUCCAGCUCGUCAUGACAAUGUAGGCAAUCGGAGUUCCAAUGACUCUACACCUCGUCUUGGAGUAGGUUCUGCUGAUAACCGACGAAGACCUUCAAGACAAAGUACUGCUGGGUCUGAGUACAGCGUUGAACGAUCACCCCUUCAUCGUCAAGCUAAAGCUCCGGGAAAAGAUAGUCCCUCAUUGGAAGCAAAGAAUUCCUAUGACAGCAGCCAUGGUACACCAGGAAGAUCUCGGCUAAGACCAGUUAAUCGAGGGGAUGAAACUCCUGAGAAAGGCGCGGCUGUUCCAAAAUUCGGCGAAUGGGAUGUGAGUAACCCUGCAUCCGCCGAGGGCUAUACUCACAUUUUCAACAAGGUGAGAGCAGAGAGACAGGGUGGGCCCGGACAUGCACCCGGCACACCUAACGAGAGGCCGCAUGUUAUCCGCAACCAACCUUCCAAUGGCAAAGUCCAGUGUUGCUGCUUUGCUUGGGGGAAAAAAUGAUUUUUCGGAAAGUUUGAAGUGUUAUUUUGUGAAAAGAAAAGAAAGUGAAAAUAGUGUUGUGAAUGAUCACGAGGUUUGUGUCGCACUUGUAAAUAUCCACGGUUCUCUUUCCUUGCGGGAAGACAUAUCAUUGAAUUGCUUCUGUCAUAUAACUACUUUGUGCUCUUUUUUUCUUCUUUCCGGUAUGUUUUUUCUUUCAAAUGGGCGCAGCAAAAAGACAUUUUGCUUGCAAGAUUGUGAUUUUUUCUUUUUUUAGCAUUCUGUGGUGUUACUGUUAUGAUCUUACUAUUCAAUUUAACUGUAUUUAUCCAAAAUAUAUAAGAGAUUGAUUCUGUGUUGAAGUCAA
This is a messenger RNA of Lathyrus oleraceus (garden pea), 1347 nucleotides long. Its product is annotated as RPM1-interacting protein 4. Bases 219 to 1001 code for a protein of 260 amino acids. The transcript has 4 exons. Lineage: Eukaryota; Viridiplantae; Streptophyta; Magnoliopsida; Fabales; Fabaceae. Gene Ontology annotation, cellular component: plasma membrane. The record is from RefSeq and is a predicted model, not a curated record.